Ictalurus punctatus (channel catfish) is the source of this 4677-nucleotide messenger RNA. It is a transcript of the gene fhit, whose product is annotated as fragile histidine triad diadenosine triphosphatase. Gene Ontology annotation, biological process: negative regulation of proteasomal ubiquitin-dependent protein catabolic process; intrinsic apoptotic signaling pathway by p53 class mediator; diadenosine triphosphate catabolic process. The coding region runs from base 392 to 1213 and encodes 273 amino acids. The transcript is spliced from 10 exons. The record is from RefSeq and is a predicted model, not a curated record. Gene Ontology annotation, molecular function: bis(5'-adenosyl)-triphosphatase activity; ubiquitin protein ligase binding. Gene Ontology annotation, cellular component: plasma membrane; nucleus; cytoplasm. Lineage: Eukaryota; Metazoa; Chordata; Actinopteri; Siluriformes; Ictaluridae.
AUAUCUUCGCUUCCAUCAUGCCACAUGUGUUCGAUUUAAACAAGGCAUGUCAUUUUUGAUAAAGGAUAGUGAAAACUUUUCUGUCCUGGCUGACAACUUGCAUUAAAGGCUUCAUGAAGUUCACAGAUGCUGACACACUCCUGAGACUUCUUUCGUACUGAGCCUUAAAACACAUGGGAUAUGUAGUUCCAGCUUCAGCAUUCCCUAUUUCCUAGAAGGCCGUUAAGACAACAACUCCCAGAAUCCCUCACUGACCUGUGCACCGCUUACACAGACCGGCUGGAGUCCAGCCUUCGGGUGAUUUCCCUGCGCUGAGAGAUGAGUUGGAUCUGUCCUGCACUGCAACCUGUUUCUUCCAUUAAGUCAGCAAAGCAGUCAGUUGAACAUUGCGAUGUUUUUAGUUCCCACGUCACAACAGCCUGCGAACUCGUGUCUGCUGCUAAUUACCUCAGCUGGGGGCCGAGGGGAGAUCUGGCGGGUGAAGGAUUGCAGGGAGACUGGAGCCUAUUCCAGGGGACUCGGGGAACAAGGUCUCGGGGACAUCCUGGAUGGGGUGCCAACCCAUUACAGGGCACAAUCGCGCACACACCCAGUCACAGUACAGACAAUUUGGAAAUGCCAGUCAGCCUACAACACAUGUCUCUGGACUGUAGGAAGGAAACCAGAGUACCUGGAGGACACCAUGCAAGGAGAACAUGCAUUGGAGAGCUUUGUGGACACAAGGCAGAAGUGGGACACGAACUGCCAACCCCAGAGAGCCAUGGCUACAUUGCGCUUUGGGCAUAACAUUAUAAAGGCAUCAGCUGUGUUUCUACAAACAGACCUGUCCUUCGCUCUGGUUAAUCGGAAACCUGUGGUGCCUGGCCAUGUGUUAGUAUGUCCCGUAAGGCCGGUGGAGCGUUUCCGUGACCUGCGGCCUGAUGAACUGGCAGAUUUGUUCAGCACCACGCAGAGAGUGGCCAACGCUGUAGAGAAACACUUCAGUGCCUCCUCCUUGACCAUCGCUAUCCAGGAUGGACCCGAGGCCGGACAGACGGUGAAGCAUGUGCACGUCCACGUGCUGCCGAGGAAGCCUGGAGACUUUGAGAGGAACGACAGCAUCUACGAUGAGCUCCAGAAACAUGACCGUGAAAGUGAAGACAUUCCGUCCAAAUGGAGAUCGGAAGAGGAGAUGGCGAAGGAGGCGAUGGAGCUGAGAGGCCUCUUCAGUUAGUUUCUCUUGGCAAAAACCUCUGUAUAAUGUAAACAUGGUCCAAUUAGUAUUUCUUAGAAAAGCAGUUACAUAUUCUCUAUAACUGUCUUCAGGUGGCCUCUACGCAUGCUAAGGAAAAUCGCUCAUUAUGUGGUUUCGCAAUUGUUUGGCUUUAACUAAUGAUCGGGCUUUGGUUUAAAAAAGUGUCUUAUUAGUUGUGCAUUAUUUUUCUGCAUUAAAAAAAAAGAAGAAAAAAAGCUGCAUUUAUGUUUCAAAGCACAUGGCAGUGUUUCCAAAAGGUACAUGCAGCCACAAUUUUUCUUUUAAAACAUUUUUCCAAUAUGGGUUGUUCAAUAUGAUUAAGUGUAUGACUAAUACUCAAGGCUGCAUAUCUAUAAACAUCCUGCUUUUUGAUUUUAAAAAGCACCACCUAUUAUCCUUAAAGAGGGUAUAACUUUUAGAAAAGAUUUCAAGUAGAAAAGCCUUUUAGGAAGGUAACCAUUAACCAUCUCAAGAACCUUUGUAGAAACCAUAUGUAAAGCAGUCUGGAUGUUGCUGUAGCUGAAUUCUGGCAAAAAUAAGACAAAUAAUAAGGUCAAACUUAUAACAUAAUUUGCAUCUCUACUUAAAAACAUAAAUUCUGUAUAUUUGACCAUUACAUGGAUCAUGUUGGUUGACAAAAUAGUCCGGAUGCCUAAAGAUGGCUAAGACCUUGCUAGCUAAGUGUAUGUCAUAUUUUGACCAAGUUGUUGGAUAUCUACAUGCCAUAGUGAAAUCCUGAUCGAAUCAGUUUGUAAUCAGAUACUGACUGUCAGUAUGUCUGUGAUGCUCCUACAGUGCAUUCAUAAUGAAAUCUUUGAAUGCAAAUCCAUCCCUAUUUGCACUUUCGCAUGGAACCAGACUUCUGCAACUUACAACUUCUGCAAACUACAUACAUAAAGAGUCUACUAUGUGUCUAUAAGAGCAAUAAACAUCUUUGUAUAGCUAUUCAAGGAAGAAUAUAACACAAGUAAGCGUGCUUCCCAAUACACAGUGCACUGUACAGUAGAAUAGGUUUAGUCGAUCAAAUAUGUUGGUCUGUCCCAGUCUAGGACAUUAUAUAUGUCAGGCCUGCCUACUGUUACAGUUGGAGGCACUGACGAUCAAAAGCAGCCCAUUUAUACAUAAGGGGGAGAAAUGCCCUUCAUUUUAGCAUGGAUUAACGUGGUGCUGCAGAUAUCCUGAAAUGGAAAUGUCAUCCUCUUGGAGAAACCAUAAUUCGACCAGUAAAAAUGCUCAUAAUAAAUGAUCUAUUAAGAAUCGACACCAGCAACCUUGUGCAUGAAUGUUUUAACAGCUCAAUUAUUCAAAUACAGUGCUGGUUUCCUCUUUAAAUCAACAGUAAGCUGGCCAGUUUCUUAUGGUAUUGUGUAGGGUAUUUUGCAAGACCUAAACAGUAAAUAACCUCCAUUAUCCCCUUGACCAGUACAGCAAAGUGUGUUCUUGUGUUACUUUGAUUGAUUAUUUGUUCUUUGUGCCUGGCCGUGCAGUCGGUACACAACGUGCCCCCUUCCUGCCUUUAGUACAUUCAUUUCUCUGAAAACCCCCAUCAAGGUUUUAUGGAGAUCAGUACGAUUAAGUAGCACAUUUAUUCCACAGCCCAGCUCUCUGAUAUGCAAUGCAAAGGCAUCUCACUUUCUGUUUGUUAUUCAUGAGUGUCCUGAGCUACAUUUCAUUACUAAUCCCAUUGGCAUCAUGUAAAUCACUGAAAGUAACCAUAUUGGGAUUUUUGGCUUAUUCCCUAAGCAGAUGUGUCAUCCUGUCAGUGAGGAAAAUGGGCAAAAUAAGAUUUCAAAACCCAAGGUGCUUUCGAAAAAGGUCAGUCAUCCGUCUGUAGCCGGUAAACCAUCUGUUACACAAUCCGUCGUUCAAUUUAAAUAAGGUUCAGCCAGAGGUAGGACACAUGGCUCAGGUAAAGUAAGAAACACAGCAAUCGUUAUUAAUUUGUGUACUGAUUUCUUAGCACGGCGUCAGAUACCGGAAGGUUAAACUGUACAGAUGUAGUGCCUAUUAUGCUUCAAAGUAUCAGUGUUUAAAUUGAUUCGCAGAAAUGCUGACAAACGCAACAAUAAGCCAAACACAGGAGGAAAUGCCAUUUGCCUUGAAUAGUCCUUUAUUGCGUAAAUAUAUUGUUAGUUAUCCCAGAUCUGCAGCAGCACACUCGAGGCUAUUAUGGCUCAUAUUCUUUUAUCAAUGUGGAAAUAAAAUGAUCUUGACUUGCCACUUAUUCAUCGGGAAAGGGAAAUACAAUUCUGGCAGAGUGAUGUACGCCUUCCAGUAAUCAAGUUGUAAAAAAAAAGGCCCCAUGAAUUUCAGGAAAUGUUAUUGAGAGGUUUCCUUUAGAGAGAUGUCUUGGAGAGUUUGGGGCUGAUCUAUCACUCAUGCACCUAUCUGAAACAUACAGGAAGAUAUCAAAUCCACAGCAUAAAUUACCCUUGCGACCAAGGCUUGCUGUCUUCAUUUGAACUUCUAGUUCUCCUCAGCUAAACAUGGGCAUUAUCCUUGGCCUUGACAUGGUGUAAUUGCUUCCUACCUAUUACAAUGUCAUAUCCUGAAAGCAUGCUGGAUGUAAUGAGCUCUUAGAAAUGAAUCAUACAUACAUUGCUUAUGGCAUGGCAUUUUAAUUAAAGUGACUUCCAAGAUAAUAUUGAGUGCAUGUUUCUGCAAGGGCAUUAUUUACAGAUCUCUACAGUAAUUACCUUCCUGAUAUAGCUAUGGGUCAGUAAGAGCACUACACCUCUUAGUGAUAGUCAAGCAUGUCUACAUGAUACAACAUUAGAUCAUCUUUGGAAGAAUGUAAAUACUUGGGCUACAACCCAUUAGCCAGUCGAUUGUAUUUAUUACCGAGUACAAGCUCAGAAAAAGCUAAUUACUACUGAUCAUAAAAAAACCUGAUCAAAUCACCUGCCAACUUGUCAUUAUGAGACUCAUUGACUCUGUUCAGACUUGGUGUGAGCUGUAAGUUGUGGUUAUGAAGGCUUGACGCAAGGGCAUAAACUCAAUGUGUGUUUUAUUAGGGUGAAUCUGAAUCUUAUGAUCAGAUAGGGGUCCAUGAUAGGGGUCAAAACACAGGUACACAGUGUUACAGGAUAACAAUCCAUAUUCACAAUCAGGGAACACAGGUGAACAUCAAAAAACCUGGAGGAACAGGAACAACAGGACAGAAGAAACCAAACUAAUCGAGCCGAGACACGGAACAGGUGAACACAUUAGGGUAAUCAAGCAACGUCACCAAAACCAAAACCAAAGCACACUGAGAAAACACAAAACAAAACACCACAAGCAUUACUCGCCACACUGGGAGAGGGAAUUCAUGACAGAAACCCCCAGCAUUUCAGUACUGUAAGGGUUGCCAAAUCUACCAAACGCAACCUAAUACCAUUUGAAAACCUGGCCCACAGAACUAGCCCAAUACUAUAACUUAAAUGACAUAUUUAGUCAACAAG